Messenger RNA from Marasmius oreades (fairy-ring Marasmius), 1020 nucleotides. Its product is annotated as Fructose-1,6-bisphosphatase, cytosolic. Bases 1 to 1020 code for a protein of 339 amino acids. The transcript has 7 exons. Gene Ontology annotation, biological process: gluconeogenesis; fructose 1,6-bisphosphate metabolic process; fructose metabolic process. Gene Ontology annotation, cellular component: cytosol; cytoplasm. Lineage: Eukaryota; Fungi; Basidiomycota; Agaricomycetes; Agaricales; Marasmiaceae. The record is from RefSeq and is a predicted model, not a curated record. Gene Ontology annotation, molecular function: fructose 1,6-bisphosphate 1-phosphatase activity.
AUGGCCACUGAAGAAUCUCCAAGCACCGACCUCAUCACCCUCACUCGACAUGUUCUCCAUGAUCAGCUCAGAUUGGGUACCGCAGCCACAGGAGACUUGACUUUACUCCUGACCGCAAUUCAAGUCACUUCCAAGUUCAUUGCAACUAAUGUCAGGAAGGCUCGCCUCAUCAACCUCGUGGGGCUUGCCGGGGAGACCAAUAUACAAGGAGAAGAGCAGAAGAAAUUGGAUGUUUUAUCAAACGAUAUCAUGAUCAAUGCCCUUCGUGCUUCCGGGAAGACUGCUGUUCUUGUUUCAGAGGAACUCGAGGAUGCUAUUAUAAUUGAUGGAAAUAAUAAAGGGAAAUACUGCGUCGUCUUCGAUCCACUUGACGGUAGUAGCAACAUCGACGCUGGCGUUAACAUCGGAACAAUCUUUGGUAUAUAUCGUGUUAGGCCGGAUUCUUCGGGAUCGAUUGAAGACGUAUUGCGGCCAGGGAGUGAGAUGGUCGCAGCGGGUUAUACCAUGUACGGGUCGUCCGCCAACUUAGUUUUCUCUACUGGUCAAGGUGUCAAUGGAUACACACUUGACCCGUCUCUCGGGGAAUUCAUCCUUACCCAUCCUUCCAUCAAAAUACCCUCUCGCGGCAAGAUCUAUUCAUUCAAUGAAGGAAAUUCUAUGUAUUUCCAUCCUCCAGUAGUCAAUUACCUGAAAUCGAUCAAAUACCCUACAAACGGGAAAUCUCCAUACAGUGCCCGGUAUAUUGGAUCGAUGGUAGCCGAUGUUCACCGUACCUUGCUAUAUGGUGGUAUUUUCGGAUACCCCGACGACAAAAAGAGUAAAAGCGGCAAACUCAGGCUUUUGUACGAGGCUUUUCCAAUGGCCUAUUUAACUGAACAGGCUGGUGGAAUCGCUACGACGGGGAAGAAGCGUAUUUUGGAUAUCAUUCCCACGAACAUACAUGAACGCUGCCCCGUGUUUUUGGGUUCACGAGACGACCUUCAGGAUCUGAUGAAGUUUUAUCAAGUGGAUUCUGCAUGA